AUGGAGUCCCAGCUAGCAAACCUUCACCUCGAUGGCGGCUCCAAUGCCGCAGACCUCAAACAAGGCUCAAGACCAUCACACGCCCAAGCACCCAGCAGACUUGUCCACCCAACAAACUCCUCCAUGCGUCCUCUCGCUCCCUCCAGCUCCGUUGCAACCAACAUGGGCAUGAACAUGGGCGUAAACAUGCAGCACUUUAACCGUAUCGCUGCUUCAGGUAUGGCUGGCUCGGCAGUAUCCUCCACCGGACUCGCCAACUCGAACAAUAUCGCACAAAGUACGAACCGCAGCACCGCUGCUCAACAGCAAUCUAUCAAUGGCUCACGUCCAAGCACGCAACAAGCGCACAGCAGCAGCGUUAAGAGCAGGCCGCCUAGUGUUGCUGGCACCAGCUCGUCCCACCGCCCUACCGCUGCAGCACCGCCAUCAAAACAGCCGGGCUCAUCCAAAGCAACCGCUCCCACCGCCGCAGCGCCCGGAGCAGCCGUCGUCGAUCUGGGCCGCUACGAUGGAGGCCUAGAACGAGACGAAGCUCGAGGACGUCGGGGUACAAUGCAAUUCGACCCUCUAAGCCUCUCCUCUGCUGACUGCGGAAAAUCUCAUCCACCAACGCGACAAUGGUCGAUGAACGACUUCGAAAUGGGUCGACCCCUCGGCAAAGGUAAAUUCGGUCGUGUAUACAUGGUCCGUACGCGUGGAGGACCCAAUAAAGGCUAUAUCAUCGCAUUGAAAUGCAUGUACAAAAACGAACUUGUCGAGAACAGAGUCGAAAAACAACUACGAAGAGAGAUCGAGAUUCAAAUGAACCUUCGUCAUCCACACAUCCUAAGAUUGCACGGUUAUUUCCAUGAUGAAGGGAGAGUGUUUUUGAUGUUGGAAUUUGCAGGGAGAGGGGAGUUGUAUAAAUUGAUGAAUAAGUUACCUGAUAGAAGGUUUGAAGAGAAAGUUGCUGCUACCUACAUAGCACAAAUGGCCGACGCACUAUCCUAUCUUCACAGCAAACAUGUUAUACAUCGCGAUAUUAAACCGGAGAACCUUCUACUCGGCAUCAAAGGCGAUCUCAAAAUCGGUGACUUCGGUUGGAGCGUCCAUGCACCAGGAAAUCGUCGUCAAACACUUUGCGGUACACUAGACUAUCUUCCACCAGAGAUGGUCAACGGCGAACAACACGAUAAAGCGGUCGAUCUCUGGGCACUGGGUGUACUGUGUUAUGAAUUCUUAGAGGGGGUUCCGCCGUUUGAGGAGUUGGAGAACGCUCCAGCGGGAACAUAUAGGAGAAUCAACAAUAUCGACUUUAAGAUCCCUCGUCAUUUUAGCCCGGAGGCUGCUGACCUUGUUCGUGCCCUGCUCAAGAAGAAACCAGACGAUCGAUUGCCUCUGACAAAGGUGCUAAGGCAUCCAUGGAUCAUGAAGUACGAUCCGGAUGCUUGUCGUCGUGCUUCUCGCGGCAAGAUUCAGUAG
Messenger RNA from Ustilago hordei, 1461 nucleotides. RefSeq names its product putative IPL1 - ser/thr protein kinase. The record is from RefSeq and is a predicted model, not a curated record. Gene Ontology annotation, biological process: regulation of cytokinesis; mitotic spindle organization; protein phosphorylation. Lineage: Eukaryota; Fungi; Basidiomycota; Ustilaginomycetes; Ustilaginales; Ustilaginaceae. The transcript has 4 exons. Gene Ontology annotation, molecular function: ATP binding; protein kinase activity. Bases 1 to 1461 code for a protein of 486 amino acids. Gene Ontology annotation, cellular component: chromosome passenger complex; spindle microtubule; spindle midzone.